AGGGAGGAAGAGGACCGUCGCCUAAGGAAUCCAUUGGCAGACGCCUGGGAGGAGGCACAGACCCCUGCUUGCUGACAUCCCUGGGGGCCAGGAUGGGGCAGAGGUUCAGCUGGGAGGAGGCAGAGGAGAAUGGCUUGGUGGACGUGGCGGAGCUGCAGGAGUGGUACAAGAAGUUCCUGGAGGAGUGUCCCAGCGGCACGCUCUUCAUGCACGAGUUCAAGCGCUUCUUCAAGGUUACAGACAAUGAGGAGGCCACCCAGUAUGUAGAGGGCAUGUUCCGAGCCUUCGACAAGAACGGGGACAACACCAUUGACUUCCUGGAGUAUGUGGCAGCCCUGAACCUCGUGCUGAGGGGCACCCUGGAGCACAAGCUGAAGUGGACCUUCAAGAUCUAUGACAAGGAUGGCAAUGGCUGCAUUGACCGCCUGGAGCUGCUGGACAUGGUGGAGUCCAUCUACAAGCUGAAGAAAGCCUGCAGGGUGGAGAUGGAGGCCAAGCAGCAAGGCAGGCUGCUCACACCUGAGGAGGUCGUGGACAGGAUCUUCCUUCUGGUGGAUGAGAAUGGAGAUGGCCAGCUGUCACUGAAUGAGUUCAUUGAAGGUGCCCGUCGUGACAAGUGGGUGAUGAAGAUGCUGCAGAUAGACGUGAAUCCCGGCAGCUGGAUCUCUCAGCAGAGGCGGAAAAGUGCCAUGUUCUGAGGGGCCCAGGGCCCUGGGAGCCCCCAAGACCCCAGGCUCACUAGGUUUCCAGAACAGUGGCAGGGCCCCUGGCUCAGCCUGCUCAUGCCCGCUCUUAUCCUGGCUUGGACUUCCUGGCACCCCCUAUGCAGGAGGUGGGGCUGGCUGGGGAGGGGAGGGGCCAUUGGUCUGAACUGGCCAGCGGGGCCUGGUCCAUUGGGAGGAUUCACAGGUUGGUGAAGGGAACUAGCUUCCUCUCCCCCUUCAGCUGCUCCUGGGAAAGCCAUGCCUGGCUAGGUAGUUGUGGGGUUCCCAGAAAUUUCCUUCAUGGUUCAUAGAUGGAAGCAGAGAAAACUGAGGGGUAGGGGUUCCAUAGAUGAAUGCCCACGCAGUGUGAAACUGACUAGUAGGACGGUGGGGCUGGCAGGUGUUAUUGACUCUGAAGAAA
This is a messenger RNA of Hippopotamus amphibius kiboko, 1125 nucleotides long. RefSeq names its product guanylate cyclase activator 1B (gene GUCA1B). NCBI's taxonomy places the organism in Eukaryota, Metazoa, Chordata, Mammalia, Artiodactyla, Hippopotamidae. Gene Ontology annotation, molecular function: calcium ion binding; calcium sensitive guanylate cyclase activator activity. The coding region runs from base 93 to 698 and encodes 201 amino acids. The record is from RefSeq and is a predicted model, not a curated record. The transcript is spliced from 4 exons. Gene Ontology annotation, biological process: visual perception. Gene Ontology annotation, cellular component: photoreceptor inner segment; cone photoreceptor outer segment.